UUAUGGUUUCAUUAUAGGAAAGAAUAUGUGCAAACACAAUUCCAUGUUUUUCCACACUACUAACUGAGUAAAAGUGGUCAACUACAAUUUUCUACCUGAAAAUUGUAGUUGACCAUCUUUACUCAGUUCUACCUGAAAAUUGUACCCAUACAAUUCAUUCGAAUGAUUGUACCAGGUAGUAAUGGAGCCUGCCACUUGUAGCCAAGUCCUGUAACUUACUCUGUACCCUUACUGCCAUGCCUCGCUCUGGGAACUGUUCCUUUUCCAGGACAAAUCAAAGAAAAAGAAAAAGAAGAGGCAUAAGAAGCACAGCAAAAAGAAGAAGAAAAGGACGUCUGGAUCAGAGUUAGAUUAGAAUGUGGCAUACAGUAUGAAGGGUAACUAGAAGACUGAGUAUAUUUGGAGCCCUUGUCAGAAAAUCCAACAGACAUCUGCCAGAGGGACUCUGAGAGCUCGCUGUCGUUGGGAGUGUUUCAUCCUGCUUACGUAGGAUGAUUGGACGAUUGGCUGGGUAUAAAGAUGAAUGGUGUUCGAUAAAGGAUGUGAGGGCUUUGGUUCCCCACCCACACCCCCCACCCCCUCAAUUUUUUGUUACUUUUUUUUUGUUUUUGUUUGUGAGUUUUUAAGCAGAAUAUUCUGUGUGCAAAUAAAGCCCAUGUAUACAUUUGGUCAUAUGUUAUUGUGUUUCAUGUAAUUGCAUAACCUUAUUUUAAACUCACCAAGAGACUGAUAUAUACUUAUAGGGCUAUUGAACCUUUUUCAUUAAUAAUUUAGUCAUCUUUUUACAGUUCCUCAUAUAUUUUUUAACAGGUACUGCUAUGACAUUGUGGUACUGAAAUUGUCAAGAGGAGAGAGCUAGAUUAAAACUUUAGAAGAAUCUGUUCUAGAUGAAUUGAUGUCUUUACUGCCUAACCUAUUCCUAUAAUUCCACCAUUCACCAGUAUCACAAGACAUCCCACUGUAUGCAUGCACAUGUCUAAUUGCUAGUUAAUUAAAACUAAUAGAUCUGCUACUUGGAGUUCAAUUGGAGUAAAUCUAUAUGGUGUUUGAAAUGAUAUGGAUCUCAGGUUAAGCGGUGGUUCUUUCAGAGUUUUUCUCUGUUCUUGAGAACUGUGGGUGCAGGUGAAAGUUUGCAUAUCCUUGUGUACCUUGUGAGUGCAUGUCUACGGUUGGCUUAGGCUUAGAUGUUUGCACUAUUUUCUACCCACUGGCUUUGUCGGUGUUGACUCCGAAUUCUUUACAAAUGGGUGUAUUUUUCUCUGUGAUCCAAAAUCUCUUUCCUGAGUGGCAUACAGUUCUGAUGGUCUUUCUUUUGGAGCUGUAGCUGGCCCUUGAGGUGGCAGGGUUUCUGAGCCUCUGCCAGGUGUAUGCUGUCAUCCUGCUGUCCUGUGGGAGGGGCCUGACGCUCCUCUCAUUUCCCUGGCAAAUGCUGUCACCAGUUUCCUCUUCUUUUCAUAAGUCCUAGAGCUCCUGGAACAGAGCAAGCAGAAUGGAAUCUGUUAGAGCCGCUGUGUCUCUGCUCCUCUGUGCCAUGGUUCUCAUCUCAGGCACCAACACAGAACUGAUUAGAGUGAAACCCAUCGUUCAUGGGACAAAAGGCGAACCACUCCAUCUACCAGUAGAGAUUGAUUUUGGGGUGACUGGUGUCCAGUUCCAGGGCACCUGGUACCAGACCAGCCCUAGACUAACUCACCUGGUCACCUUCGACAACAACAGAUCCAUCCCUAACCUGCUAUUGAAGGAUACUCUAGUCCUCAGCCUUCCGAACAUCUCCCUGUCCUUUAAACGCUUGGACGAGUCAGCUGAAGGGGACUACCAGCUAAGCAUCAACAUCUUUUUCCCUGGCCAGAACAAAUCUGUGACAGUUACCAAGACCAUCAGCAUUACAGUAAACGUGCCUCUCUCCACCCCUAUUAUUGAGAAGAGCUCAGAGGCCCCGCUUGUGGAAGACAAUGACAACGUCACUCUAACGUGCACUGUGGAGGAUGGAUCUAAGGCUAAAUACCAGUGGUUAAAAAAUGGCCAGCCAGUCAGGCCGAGCGAGCGUCAUCUUUUCUUGCAGAACAACAGUACACUGCUCAUCCAUCCAGUCAAAAAGGAGGACAUGGGGAGGUACAGCUGUGUGGUCAAAAACCCCAUCAGUCUCUCACAUAGCAGAGCCAUGGACCUCAGUGUGUUCUAUGGUCCUUACAAUCUGGAAGUGAACUCGAACCAGGGUCAGAAAAUUGGAGAAGUGUUCACUGUGGAUCCAGGGGAGCUGGUCUUUUUUGAUUGCCUGGCGGACUCAAACCCGCCCAACACCUGUGUUUGGAUCUCCAGGACCAACAAUAGCACAGAGGUGCUCAUGACAGGCCCACGCUUCGAGGUGCCUUCACACAAGUUGGCCCAGCCUACAAAGUUCCUGUGCCGGGCAUUCAACAAUGUGACACAGAAGCAGGAUGAAACGCACUUCACCCUGGUGGUGGCGGCUAGUAGAGGUAGAGAAAAGCAUGUCCAGGGAGAAAGUGCAGUGUCUCCUUUAGUGAUCAUUACCAUCACCUCUAUGCUCAUCAUAAUGUGCAUGUUUGUGUUUGUCAGGAGGACCUGCCAUCCUAAAAGAGUGUUGAUGAAAAUUUAUAGCAGACCUAACCCAGACCAAAAAGGCCUGCAUCGCUCAGGCCAUGAGGAUGCUACUGAAGACUUUGGAAUCUAUGAGUUUGUUACCAUACCUGGCAAAAUGGAAUCUGCCCAGGCAUCGAGCAGGUCUCUGGCACGGCUGGAUUCAGUCAGAGAUUUGCAUACCACCAUCUAUGAUGUCAUCAGACAUGUUCCUGAAACGCCAACACUGAGUUUGCUGAAGUGAUGGUUUCAGUAUGCAUUUGGUAAAGAACAGAAUAGCCAUGUUCCUGCAGAUGGUUAUAAAGUCACAAGAUUUUCUUCAGCCAUUGCAGGUCUAUGCCAAUAGUUUGUUUCUUCCUACAGUAACUUGAAUUUGAUUGUUCUUUACUAUUUUUAAAGAAACACUGAGUGAAAAACCUUCAUAUAAAGAUAAUCUUAAUUAUUAUUAAUUAAGCUGAUGCAAAAUGUUGAUAUUUAUUUAUUGUACAGGGAUCCUUAUUGUUCUGUAUAUACGUUUUUGUUUGUUAUUCUUCGUCAAAGGCUUUACAAGCUUGGAACACAUUACAUUUUAAUGGCAUUAAUGAAUGUCUAAAAAAAAUUAUAAUGACAAAAAUGUUUAUGUAUAAUACAUGUAUUUAUUAUAUUUUUAGACCUACAUGUUUCCAACUUAAAAGACAGGCUCAAUGUAUUUCAACCCAGCCCUUAUCAAAAGAAAUGUUGUGUCCCAUAAUUUAUCACCAUCCACAGCUGAGCUUUGCAUAAAAUGGACAACAAAGGAGACAGUGAUAAUAAUUAGGGAAAUAACUAUUUUAUUAAAGUUGACCUAACUAACCCAAGAGUAUUUAUGAAAUCAUACAGAUAUAUAGCCUAACCCUUAGUCCAUUGCUUUGCAUGAAAUAUGAAUGUAAAUAGUAUGCAUUUUUAUUUCUAAUACUGCAUUUUUAUACACUGCAAUGACAUUGUAUCCUGUGGUGUUCCAUGCCAUACAAAUCAGAUUGUUCUUUGUAUUGCAUUGCCGCAGUCGAGACACAGAUGAACUUCUAUUAUAAGGCUAUGAUGCAGUUAUUCAGUUUAUGAAAAUGCUGUAUAAUUUGAAAAUAAAGAUUUAUAUAAAUUGCAAUUGAUUUUCAGUGAUUAGACUAUAUGGAUUUACCUUGGUUUAGUUAUGAUCAAAAAUGUUGUGUCAGCAGUUUGGAAAAGGCAAGUGACAAUGUUUAGAGCAUGGUAUUGGCCUCCAGCUGGGCUCACUGUUCCUUGAACUGUGACAUUUGUGUGGGUGUGUGUGUGUUUAAGACAUUGCUAAUCUCUACACAUAGUGGCUACUUUAUUAAAAAUGAUGACCUCAUACCUAGAAUGGCUGGCAACUUCAGAAGUGUGUAAGUAGACUUACGGGUAUAUUUUGUAAGUGUACAGUUAAAGACUGGCGACCAUCUGUCACCAUGCAGUGUAUCAGCCUUCCUGCCUUUGGUUUAUUUUGGUGAUAAGUGAUCAUCAGCAAACAUUAUAACUGGUGAUGGCCUGGAUGUGCAGGUACAAACUCAGACACAGCAGCGCUGGGCUGAGAGUGGUCUACCAUCCAAAUCAAAACAAAGCCAACAAACUACGUCCUCAUCAUCAGAAACUGAAAGUUGAAUGAUGUCUAGGAUGUCUAACCCAAAUUGUGCAUGACAUAAAAUGGGUUAUUAACUAUAAAUAGCACACUUAAAUUGUUUCUAAUAAAGUAUUUGGUAAGUGUAUGUCAUUGCUAAUGGAAUAUAUCAAUAUAUUCUGGAUCAAAUGUGAAUUAUAGGUCAUGUAGAAACUGUUGGCCCUGAG
This is a messenger RNA of Electrophorus electricus (electric eel), 4413 nucleotides long. It is a transcript of the gene hepacam2, whose product is annotated as HEPACAM family member 2. The record is from RefSeq and is a predicted model, not a curated record. NCBI's taxonomy places the organism in Eukaryota, Metazoa, Chordata, Actinopteri, Gymnotiformes, Gymnotidae.